CACAAAGCGUCGUCUUUUCCUGCAGGCGGUUGGCGUGUAGUGGGCUCCCGCACGCAGCUUCGGGCGCCUCACCUACGAGGGUCGGUGUGUGGCCCUGGCCCUUCUGCAAGACUCCUCUUAAAAGAGAGACGCGCUGCGUGCUUUUUUCCAGGGAGGAGGACGCCCGGAGCUCGACAUCCAUCCGCAGCCGGCCGCACCAUGGCACCAUCCCUCAUCCGAGCUUGCCGCAGUCUGGCUCUCUCGACGUGGCUGCUGUCGUUUUGCUUCGUCCACCUGCUGUGUCUGGACUUCACGGUGGCAGAGAAGGAGGAAUGGUACACAGCGUUCGUCAACAUCACCUAUCUGGACCCCGUCACCUCGGAGGUCAGGACGGAGAAAACCGAGUGCGGUCGGUACGGUGAGCACUCGCCCAAGAAGGAAGCCAGAGGUCUGGUCCUGGUGCCGUCGCUCCUGCAGGACAGACAGGCGUGCGACCCCCACGUCAGGUUCCCACCUGUCGCUCACAGCACCGCCUGGGUGGCCUUGGUGGCUGCGGGGAAUUGUACGUACAGAGAGAAAAUCCGUAACGUAGCAAACCUCAACGCCUCUGCAGUUGUCAUAUACAAUGUGGGCUCCAGCGGUGCCAACGACACCAUAACCAUGCCCCAUCCAGGUACAGGUGAUGUUGUGGCCAUCAUGAUCCCAGAGCCUAGAGGCCGUGAGAUCGUGGCCUUGCUGGAGCAGGAAAUCGUGGUCACGUUGCACAUCACUAUAGGAACCCGCAACCUGCAGAAGUACGUGAGCAGAACAUCGGUAGUGUUUGUCUCCAUCUCCUUCAUCGUGCUCAUGAUCAUCUCCCUCGCUUGGCUCGUCUUCUACUACAUCCAGAGGUUCCGCUAUGCAAAUGCACGAGACCGCAACCAGAGACGUCUUGGAGAUGCUGCCAAAAAAGCCAUCAGCAAGCUUCAAGUACGCACCAUUAAGAAAGGAGACAAGGAGACUGAGUCAGACUUUGACAACUGUGCAGUUUGCAUUGAAGGCUAUAAGCCUAAUGAUGUUGUAAGGAUAUUACCAUGCAGGCAUGUCUUCCAUAAACACUGUGUAGACCCAUGGCUACAAGACCACCGGACGUGUCCCAUGUGUAAAAUGAACAUCCUCAAAGCUUUAGGAGUCCCACUCAACGCAGACUGCUCGGAUGAGAUCCCUCAGGACUACGAGAUGUCCGUCGGAGGUCCAGGCACCAACCCCAUCAGUGGGGCGAGCGAAAUCACAGUUAACGAGAGCUCGGUAGUGCUGGAUCCAGCAGGCAGAGCGAUAGACCUGCAUCCUGAUGCAGAGACAGCGCUUCAGGCAGGGGAGAGCCACAUCAUUGCCAGCAGUGAGCACCAGCCUCCGCUAAGCAGUGAUUCAGACACUUCUUUCAUCAUGGGCGUGGAGGUAGGUAUGUCUGAAAUAGACCUGUCCACAGAGCAGGAAUGUGACGAGGCCAAAUCCAGAGCAAAUUAGAGAUGUGAAAAAAGCAUGAAUCACCAGGAAAAGGAGGAAGAGAGCAUGACAGAAUGAACGGGGGCUCCCAGACAUUUGCCACAUCUUUGGCCCCUGGAGGAAGUGACCUCAUAGAAGAUGGGCAAAUGAGCAAUACAACUCAUAGCAGCACAAAACAUCAUGUUCUGUCUGUACUACCUGAGAUACAGACUUGUCCCUGAGUCUGUGGACAUGUAGCUUGCUCAUUUUCUUGCAGUCACACUUCACCAUUUUGUUGGUGAACACAGCUCUCAUGGUCCAGUUUCGGUCCUCGUAAUUUUUUCACAUCUUAAACUUGGCGUCUAAAAUACACAUAUAGUAACUGAGAUGAUGGUGGCCAAAGUUAUUCUCCUCACUCUGGCAACCUAAACCUGCUGCUGGGCACAAUAUGAGCAUGGGAGCAGCAGGGCCUCUGUAACACCCGAUUGCAGCUUUAAUUAUUUAAGAAUAUAUGCAGAUUGUUUGGUUUCUUGGUAUGAGAUCACUGCCAACAUAUUCCAGAAGUAAGUUUUACUGAUGUGAUGGAUACGUAGCACAUACAGAACCUAUAUCAGCAAUUUCUUAGGAGUCUCUAACAGUUGGUGUGAAUUCCCACCAGCAAUUUUUCAACUUCUGACAUGGGUAACUUGUAUUAUCCCCUCACAACUUGAAGCAUAGGUCUUUAGGUUCAUAUGGCCAUGUGGCAUUAAGGAAUUGAAACGUGUAUACUCACAUUAUGCUGUAAUUUCUAAAUGUAACUGUUUUUGUUACUGUUGUGUGGAGAACUUCAUUUUUAACUACUAUUUUACCAACUGAAUAUUUUUGUUGUCGAGAAGAAAUAACCAAAACACAAGGUAGAUAUUUCUGUCCUCACAUUUGACAAUCAUAGCUUGCCACAAGCAGUUUGAUGUGAUGUCACCCACUGCCCUACUGAAACUGCUGCUGAUUUACAAGGUAUCGCGACACAAGAUGUUGUUCCCAGCUGUCUGUCGGGAAGGAAAUGUGCAUGUUCACACUGCGGCUGAGUACAACUAGCUAUAGCAGUUGUCACUAUCAAAUUCUGGCGGUGUGUACAUACCGUAAACAAACUUCCUGUUCCUGUUAAGCCAGCCAGUAUAAAUAUUUCAACAAGUCUUUGUGCCAAGUUUAUCAGUAGUAUUUUAAACAUUGCUGUUUUUCUCAUGCACUGAUUCCCUUGGCUGUCACUCAAGCUCAAGUGGCACUAAAUCUGUGCAUGAUGUGAAACUGAAGAAAUAACAUGAGGAUAUAGAAUGAGAUGGCUUAUUUGAAAGGAGGACUCUGCUUGGUGGAAAAAGGGGGUAACUUUUUCAUUUGAAAAGGUCAGAUUUUUAAUUUGAGGGAUUUGAUUCUCCGAGCGUGAGUUUUGUUUUUUUUUUUUGUUUUUUU
Molecule: messenger RNA, 2889 nt
Organism: Xiphias gladius (swordfish)
Lineage: Eukaryota; Metazoa; Chordata; Actinopteri; Istiophoriformes; Xiphiidae
Gene: rnf150a
Product: ring finger protein 150a
Exons: 7
Coding region: 199-1485 (428 amino acids)
Source: RefSeq, a predicted model, not a curated record